Anopheles bellator is the source of this 1530-nucleotide messenger RNA. RefSeq names its product probable cytochrome P450 6a14. The transcript is spliced from 2 exons. Lineage: Eukaryota; Metazoa; Arthropoda; Insecta; Diptera; Culicidae. Gene Ontology annotation, molecular function: monooxygenase activity; oxidoreductase activity, acting on paired donors, with incorporation or reduction of molecular oxygen; heme binding. The coding region runs from base 1 to 1530 and encodes 509 amino acids. The record is from RefSeq and is a predicted model, not a curated record.
AUGGAUAUCUUCAGUGGGCUGCUAACGGGCUUUAUUUUUGUCGUAUCCGUCGUUUAUUUGUACAUACGCAGCCGGCAUUACUACUGGAAGGAUCACGGGAUUCCCUAUGCACCAGAUCCCCAUUUGUUCUAUGGCCACGUGCAGGGCCAUUCAACAACGAAACACGGUGCAGUGAUCAACCAGGAACUGUACAGGCACUUCAAGCAACGCGGUGUCCCGUACGGUGGUGUUAGCUUGUUCAUCAUGCCGUCACUCAUCGUCGUGGAUCCAGAGCUGGUGAAGAAUGUGCUAGUGAAGGACUUUAACGUGUUUCACGAUCGUGGAGUUUACUCGAAUCCGAAGCACGAUCCGUUCACGGGCAAUCUUUUCGGAUUGAAGGGAACCCCCUGGCGAAUCUUGCGCCAAAAGCUGACUCCAACGUUCACGUCGGGACGCAUGAAGGAAAUGUUCGGGACGAUCUGGCAAGUCGCCUUGAAACUGGAAAACUUUAUGGAGAACAUGGAGCAGACGGAGAUCGAGAUGAAGGACGUGUUGGGGCGCUUCACGACGGACGUGAUCGGUACGUGCGCAUUCGGUAUCGAGUGCAACACGCUGGAGUACCCGGACUCCAACUUCCGGAAGUACGGUAACAAGGCGUUCGAGCUGGAUAUUGUUACCCAGACAAAGUUCUUCUUCGCCGCCUCCUACCCACGGCUCGCCCGAGCGCUACGGGUGAAGAUAAUUAAGGGCGACGUAACAGAGUUUUUUAUGAGCAUCGUCAAAGAAACCGUCGACUAUCGUGAGAAGCACGACGUAAAGCGGAACGAUUUCAUGAAUCUGUUGCUUCAGAUCAAAAAUAAGGGCAAACUUAACGACCAAAGCACUGCAGUUGGCAAGGGGGAAGUUGGACUAACGACGAGCGAGCUAGCUGCUCAGGUGUUUAUCUUCUUUCUGGGCGGCUUUGAGACGUCGUCAACCACAAUGAACUUUUGUCUGUACGAGUUGGCGAAGAACCCCGACAUUCAGGAGCGCCUGCGGGACGAGAUCAACCAAGCGAUCGACGAGAACGGGGGCGCCGUGACGUACGAUAUGGUCAUGAACAUUACGUAUCUGGAUCAGGUCAUUAACGAAACCCUUCGAAUGUACCCACCGGUGGAAACACUGACUCGAAAAGCUUCCAAAGUGUAUGUUAUCCCGGGCACGAAAGACCUGAUUCCGGAAGGAACAAUAGUGCAAAUCCCUGCCUAUGCCAUUCACCACGACUCGGACCAUUACCCCGAUCCGGAACGCUUCGAUCCGGAUCGGUUCUCGCCGGAGGAGGUCAAAAAGCGUCAUCCGUACGUCUUCAUCCCGUUCGGGGAAGGACCUCGGAUUUGCAUCGGCCUGCGGUUCGGGGUGAUGCAGACAAAGGUGGGAUUGAUUUCGCUGCUGCGCAAGUUCCGAUUCUCUCCAACGCAGAACACUCCCAGCAAAAUUGAGUUCGACCCAAAGUCUUUUACACUCUCCCCAAUUAUGGGCAACUAUUUGAAGGUUGAAAAGGCUAAAAAAUGA